Molecule: messenger RNA, 1092 nt
Organism: Drosophila teissieri
Lineage: Eukaryota; Metazoa; Arthropoda; Insecta; Diptera; Drosophilidae
Gene: Fad2
Product: acyl-CoA Delta12-desaturase
Exons: 1
Coding region: 1-1092 (363 amino acids)
Biological process (GO): unsaturated fatty acid biosynthetic process
Cellular component (GO): endoplasmic reticulum membrane
Molecular function (GO): stearoyl-CoA 9-desaturase activity; iron ion binding
Source: RefSeq, a predicted model, not a curated record
AUGCCACCCAACAGCAAAGACACCACCGGAGUGCUCUACGAAUCAGAUGUGGAGACGGUGGACGGCGGAUUGUCCUCGGAUGUGAACCAUUUAAAGACCACCGAUGGCAGGAAACUGGAGUUGGUGUGGUUUAACAUAGUGCUGUUCGCGAUCCUUCACUUAGUCUCUCUCUACGGAGUGUGGCUGCUCCUCACGACAGCCACGUGGACCACGUUCCUGCUCUUCUUGCCCAUUGUGGUGGUGACCAUUUUGGGCAUUUCCGGCGGUGCCCAUCGCUUGUGGGCACAUCGCACCUUCAAGGCGAACACUCGGCUGAAGCUGAUCUUCUUGUUCCUGAACACGUUCGCCUUCCAGGAUGCGGUCUACUACUGGGCGCGGGAUCAUCGUGUGCACCACAAGUACACGGAAACGGAUGCGGACCCGUACAACUCGCAGCGCGGCUGGUUCUUCGCCCACAUUGGAUGGCUGUGCUGUCGCAAGCAUCCGGAAGUUGUGGCCAAGGGCAAGCACAUAGAUCUGUCCGAUCUGGAGGCCGAUCCACUGCUCAUGUUCCAGAAGAAGUACUACCUGCUCCUGAUGCCCAUCAUUGCCUUCGUCCUGCCCACCGUGCUGCCCAUGUGCCUGUGGGGCGAGUCCUUCAACGUGUCCUGGCACGUGAUGGCCCUGCUUCGCUGGUGCGUCAGUCUGAAUUUCAUCUGGGCGGUGAACAGCUCUGCCCACAUGCACGGCAUGAGGCCCUACGACAAGAACAUAUGUCCUGUGGAUCAGAGCUUCCUCAUAUUCUUCCAUGUGGGCGAGGGAUACCACAACUACCACCAUGUCUUUCCCUGGGACUACAAGAGUGCGGAGCUGGGCCAGUACUCGCAGGAUGUGACCACCAAGCUCAUCGACUUCAUGGCCUACUUGGGCUGGGCCUACGAUCUCAAGAGUGUGUCCCUCGAUUUGGUUAGGCAAAGAGCCCAGCGCACGGGCGAUGGAUCACAUCCAGUUUGGGGAUGGGGCGACAAGGAUCAGCGAGAGGAGGACGUGGACGUGACCACCAUUAGCCACCAGCGAAAGGAAUCGAUGGACUACCUAAAGGCAUUAUCUUGA